AUUCAAAAAAAUAACAAUAUUGAAAAAAUUCACUUUCCGCUCACGGAUUUGUAAUCUACGCGUAAAAAAAAGACGAUUAAAAAAAAAAAUUAAAUUUUGAGGCCUCCUUAGUUGGGGGACCUAAACUAUACAUUUACCUUGAUUUUUCUAAUAUCAUGUUUUUAUGAACUAAAAAAUUACUUUAGUAUAGUUAAGAACACAUUUUAAACAAAGAAUAAUAAUUUAGAAUUUAUUCUGUUACCACAGCACUGUCGGCUGUCAAAUGUAUUGUUAUUUCUUUUGAUAUUUUCGCACUGUGCGUUUUUGUCGUUUUGACAACUACCUCGUGUUUUUGUAUUCCCUUUUUCUGCAACACUCAUUAAGCUCGGAAAAUUUUACAGCAUUAAUUUGUGCAAAGUUCAUUUAAUAACCAAGUUGGAAAUUGUUCUGUUUAUACAACAAAAUGUCAGUAGAAAUAACAAAAGUGGAAACCACAGUCAAUGCGGAGGAGGGCGUUGAAAAUGCGGCAACCGAGGCUCCUGCCGCAACUGGUGAGGAGGUGAAAAAACAAAAGAAGCCUAAACCAAAUAAUAAGAAACUGCGACAAGCUGAGGCAGCGGCGAAAAAGGCAACGGAUGGUAUGGAUGGUGAAAAUAGCGAAACAGUAAAUGCGGUGGCUAACGGUGAGUCCAAAGAGGAAGCUGAGAUCGCCACAAAUGCAACUGAGGGCGAUAAAAAAUCAGCGCCUAAAAAGAAAAAUAAAAACAAAAACAAAAUCGGCAAUAAGAAAGUGCAAACCGAUCCACCGAGCAUACCAAUUGCAGAACUGUUCUCUGAUGGACAAUUUCCGGAGGGUGAAAUUUUGCAACAUCCUACACCUAAAGAUCUGCCCGAUGAUCGUACGGCCAAGGAUCGUUUUACAUCGGAAGAAAAACGUGCUUUGGAUCGCAUGCAUAACGAUAUCUACCAGGAAUUGCGUCAGGCUGCAGAGGCACAUAGGCAGACAAGGCAGUACAUGCAACGUUACAUUAAGCCCGGUAUGACUAUGAUACAGAUUUGUGAAGAAUUGGAGAAUACAGCACGUCGUUUAAUUGGCGAAAAUGGGUUGGAGGCCGGUUUAGCAUUUCCCACCGGUUGUUCGUUGAAUCAUUGUGCUGCACAUUACACGCCUAACGCUGGUGAUACGACUGUCUUGCAGUAUGAUGAUGUGUGCAAAAUUGAUUUCGGCACACACAUCAAGGGACGCAUUAUCGAUUGCGCCUUUACGCUAACAUUUAACAAUAAGUACGACAAACUUUUGCAAGCUGUGAAGGAAGCCACCAAUACUGGAAUUAAAGAGGCCGGUAUUGAUGUACGUCUAUGCGAUGUAGGCGCCGCCAUACAAGAAGUUAUGGAAUCAUAUGAACUGGAGUUGGAUGGCAAAACAUAUCCAAUCAAGUCGAUAAGAAAUCUGAACGGCCAUUCCAUCAGCCCCUAUCGUAUUCACUCUGGCAAGACCGUGCCAAUUGUCAAGGGCGGCGAAUCCACACGCAUGGAAGAAAAUGAGUUCUACGCUAUCGAGACUUUCGGUUCAACCGGUCGCGGUCUCGUACAUGACGAUAUGGAUUGUUCGCAUUACAUGAAAAAUUUCGAUGCCCCGUUCGUACCAUUGCGUUUGCAAUCAUCCAAACAGUUACUUGGUACAAUCAAUAAACAUUUCGGCACGUUGGCGUUCUGUAAACGUUGGUUGGAUCGCGCCGGUGCCACUAAAUAUCAAAUGGCGCUGAAGGAUCUUUGCGAUAAGGGUGUAGUGGAGGCAUACCCACCACUUUGCGACAUUAGAGGUUGCUACACCGCCCAGUACGAGCAUACAAUUAUGUUGCGACCAUCAUGUAAAGAGAUUGUAUCGCGUGGCGAUGAUUAUUAGUACAUACAUACAUACAUACAGAAACAACACAUGUGUACACGCGUUUGCAAAAUUUCAAUAAAUAAUGCAAAUUCUAAAUUGUUUUCAUAAUUAUAAUUUUAUCUAGUGCUCAAUGAAAUUAACACUUGAAAUUUACCACAAUUGAAAAUUAUUUUCCUUAAAUGUGUAUAACACUCGAAAUACUAAGAUUUGGCCAAAGCAAGCAAAACAAGCUCUAAUCAUCUUAAAAUUGCAUAAAUUGUUAAAUUAUUAUCGAAAUGAAAAAGUUAUUUGCGCAUAAUAUACCAAUACAUUAAACCGCAAACAAAAAUUGAUCAGUUCGAUCUAAAAAAAUGUUUAUAUCUGCUUCUUAGUAAUCGAUUUUGUAAUAUAUACAUACAUACAUACAUAAAGCAUUGAAUUUAAAAUGUAAAAGUAAAAUUAAAAAAGCAUGUUUAUCAAAAACCUAAAAUGAAAAGUUACAUUAAAAA
Molecule: messenger RNA, 2355 nt
Organism: Bactrocera oleae (olive fruit fly)
Lineage: Eukaryota; Metazoa; Arthropoda; Insecta; Diptera; Tephritidae
Gene: und
Product: methionyl aminopeptidase und
Biological process (GO): proteolysis
Cellular component (GO): cytoplasm
Molecular function (GO): metalloaminopeptidase activity
Source: RefSeq, a predicted model, not a curated record